AUGUCUGUUGAUAACAUAAUGCUGCGACAGUCGAUAAAAAGAGGCUGGGGUCAUAUGAAGGCUGUUGAGGUGCAGCUUGAAUCCAAUACUUCAUUUGACAGUUCCAAUUCUGAAAACGACGAAUCAGUACCAAUGAACGACAAAGAAAUAGAGUCCCAUUCAGGGAACAGUCAUGACUCCUCUGAACUGGAAGACGGGCAUGAGGAUACUGGUGGUGAAGGGGAAAACUCAGAACUGGAGCCAGAGUCAGCAUGCAUCGAUCUCGAGAAAGGCGUCCUGCGUAUUCAAGAUCGUGAAGUCAAGUUCCUCUCAGAACAUGAACUCCCUGACAAAGCGCGCGACCUCACAGAGCAGGUCGACGCUGCCACAUUGGGCUCAGGAUCCGCCUCUUCUUCAUCUGGCGCCGCCCCACAUGCCAGCACAUCGUUAGCAACGUUGUUGGACAUGAAAACACAACUUACCAUUCUGCAGGCGCGAUGA
Molecule: messenger RNA, 480 nt
Organism: Psilocybe cubensis
Lineage: Eukaryota; Fungi; Basidiomycota; Agaricomycetes; Agaricales; Agrocybaceae
Exons: 2
Coding region: 1-480 (159 amino acids)
Source: RefSeq, a predicted model, not a curated record